This is a messenger RNA of Schistosoma spindalis, 568 nucleotides long. Lineage: Eukaryota; Metazoa; Platyhelminthes; Trematoda; Strigeidida; Schistosomatidae. The record is from the annotation of a GenBank genome assembly.
AUCAACAGAACUUUUAUCAUAUCAACUUUUAUCUUUGAUUAAUACUGAAUAGUUAUUUACAAUAGACAAUUACAACAUGAAUAAAUUUUCUACAUGGAAUAUUCUGUCUAUAACAACUUUAGUUAUUUAUUGUCUUUUAAUUUCUUUAACAAAUUCUUGGAAAAUUGGCACAACUAGAAUUCCAAAUGAUAAUAAUGACGAGAUGAGAAUGGAAUUAGAAAACACUCCUAUAAUGUAUGAAGAAAUAGAACCUAUAUUGAAACAAAGAAGAAAAUGGAUAUCUCAGACAUCUCAUGGUGAUUUACCAUGGAUACAUGGAUUGAAUCGAGCUGGUGUAAACCAAAAACCAUUUAAUACACUUGGAAGAGAACGUCGGUUCUUUUGUAAUCCAAUGGGAUGCGUCUAACUUAUACUGAUGAACAACGAUUUUUUUUAAAGAAAAUAUAUAAUCAUAUAAUUGUGUAAUCAUAUAAUCAUGUCUGUAUACUUGAACAAAACAUAAAUAAAUGUCUUUCUUGUCAAUAAUUAAUAAAAAUGAUAAAUAAAAUUAUUUAUACAGAAAUCAAAA